This is a messenger RNA of Pocillopora damicornis (cauliflower coral), 1186 nucleotides long. RefSeq names its product inositol oxygenase. Gene Ontology annotation, biological process: inositol catabolic process. The record is from RefSeq and is a predicted model, not a curated record. Lineage: Eukaryota; Metazoa; Cnidaria; Anthozoa; Scleractinia; Pocilloporidae. Gene Ontology annotation, cellular component: cytoplasm. Gene Ontology annotation, molecular function: inositol oxygenase activity; iron ion binding.
GGAAGUCCGUCAGAAUAUUUCGGAAUCUAUCGAUUGCCGGUGUAGUAUUGUAGUGUGAACUAGCAAAGAAUAUGCGUCCAAAACCAGCUGAAUCCGUAGUACUGUUGGAUCCUUCACAGAUCUAUAGACCAGAAGAGGAGUACAGUGAAUAUAACGAGUUCAUCAUAUCCAGAACUGAUAAGACGGUUGAAGAUUUUCGCAAUUACAAUGUCAACCUUCAAACUGACAAAGUUCAUAUGACAUACAGAAUGAUGCAUGAAAAGCAAACCAUGACUUUUGUCAAUGAAAAGAAAGAGCAUUGGUGCUGUCUGAACAAGUUUAAAAUGACCAUCAUGGACGCUGUGCACAUGUUAGAUGCUUUGGUGGAUGAAAGUGACCCAGACACAGACUUACCCAAUUCAGUACAUGCCUUUCAAACUGCAGAGCGUAUUCGUGUUGCCCAUCCAGACAAAGACUGGUUUCACUUGAUUGGUCUUCUUCAUGACCUGGGAAAAGUUAUGGCAUUGUGGGGAGAACCUCAGUACUGUGUUGUUGGAGAUACUUUCCCUCUUGGCUGCAAAUUUUCAGAAAACAUAGUCUUCCCUGAGACAUUUGCAAACAAUCCAGACACAAAAGUUCCAGAGUAUAGCUCAAAAUAUGGUAUUUAUCAACCAAACUGUGGUCUGGACAACAUCACAAUGUCUUGGGGACAUGAUGAGUACAUGUAUCAGGUGUUAACUGGAAACAAUUGCAAGCUUCCCAAAGAGGGACUGUAUAUGAUAAGGUAUCAUUCAUUCUAUCCUUGGCAUUGCAAUGGAGAUUAUAAUUACCUUUGUAACAAAGAAGAUAUGGGAAUGUUGAAAUGGGUGAAAGAGUUCAAUAAAUUUGACCUGUACUCAAAGUCUGAUGCUAUACCAGAUGUGGAGGCUGUAACACCAUACUAUGAGGAAUUGAUAGCCAAGUACUGCCCAGGAGAGCUAUCCUGGUGAAUGAAACAUGCCUGAUACACAAUAAUCAACUAAAAGUUUUAAUUUGAAAAGCAAUGCUUUAUCUAAAUAAUGAACAAUUUUUCUGAAACCCCAAAGCAUGUAUGUUUGUCAAGUGUGGACCAGAAAUAUCAAUUGAAUUGGUACGGGCAAUCAUAUAAUAAUAAGGCUUCAAGAAGGAGACAUUUCAAUCACCGGAAAGCUGUGGAAAGACUUACACU